Messenger RNA from Triticum dicoccoides, 997 nucleotides. RefSeq lists its product as uncharacterized. The record is from RefSeq and is a predicted model, not a curated record. NCBI's taxonomy places the organism in Eukaryota, Viridiplantae, Streptophyta, Magnoliopsida, Poales, Poaceae. The coding region runs from base 10 to 675 and encodes 221 amino acids. The transcript has a single exon.
UCGUCCACCAUGGCUCCACUGUUCCACGUGGAGGCUCUGCUCCCGAGCUCGAUCUCACCCAAGAUCGACUCCAUCCUCCACUCCCACAUCUACCGGCAGGUAGGUCACGUCUUCCGCGCCGUCGCCAGGUUCAGGGCCCUGCUCGUCGACGUGAUACUCAGCAAGAAGAGGACUGCCGCCGCGAGAGCCGGCGGUGGCGGGUACGGCCACUACGGUCGCUCGACGACGAAGUCGGCGAAGAGGAGCGGCGGCAAGAAGCAGACGAGCAAGAUCGUCGGCUUCGUGAAGAUGCACUUCGUCGGCACCUCCUUCCCGCCAGCUCGAGCGAGGGAUCGGUUGGACGCCAGCCGCGCGCCCUGCUAUUCGUCAUACUACGACUACGAGUACGCGGCGGAGUGGAACGCUGUGGUUCCGGCGACGGCGGCGGCCGUGGAGGAGGAGGUGGUGGAGGUGUGCGACGACACGGCGGAGUGCGGGUACCUGUGUUGGCUGGAGGAGGAGAGGUCGUCGGGUGGCGUGCCGGCGGGCGAGGACGACGGCGCCGAGGCUAGUCCGGCGGUGAACGAGAUCGACAGGCUGGCGGAGAAGUUCAUCGCGAGGUUCCACGCGAAGUUCUUGCUGGAGAAGCAGGAGUCGUACCGGAGGUACCAGGAGAUGAUCGCCAGGAGCAUAUGAACCACGAGAUCCAUGACGACCCAUCGAGGGUUCAUCCAUUGCGCCGGGCGGCUUGGUGUCCGGACUCUGAGCAUCCGGAGUACUACGUGAGUACGAAUUUGAUGUUGAGCAGUGAGUAAUUCAUGGUGCAGCUCUUCGUGGCCGUGCCUCGAAAUUGGAGUCGUUUUCGCUGGGGGCGUGUCGUGUGUCGUGUGUCGUGUGUCGUGUGUGCGUGUGAUGAUUUAAUUUGGUGGAUUCAUGUAAGGUUGGGUUACGGUCGAAGCAAAAUUAUUCUUCGGGAGGUCAAGAAAUAAUAUCAGCAGUGAUUUAUAUACAAGAUUCA